Poeciliopsis prolifica (blackstripe livebearer) is the source of this 1471-nucleotide messenger RNA. It is a transcript of the gene smim15, whose product is annotated as small integral membrane protein 15. NCBI's taxonomy places the organism in Eukaryota, Metazoa, Chordata, Actinopteri, Cyprinodontiformes, Poeciliidae. The transcript is spliced from 2 exons. The record is from RefSeq and is a predicted model, not a curated record. Bases 144 to 365 code for a protein of 73 amino acids.
CCCCUUUCUGGGGAAAUGUCUUGAACGCAUCAAAUGUUGAAACGGUUCAAGCGAAACAGGGAGGAGCUGGUGGUUAUUAUCGUGGAUGUGAACACAUAUUUAUGCACUUUGGUUUGAGUUGAGGCUGGCCGUAGCUGAGCAGGAUGAUUGAUGUGCGAGGAUGGGCAGAGUACGUUGUGGAGUGGGCUGCCAAAGACCCCUACGGUUUCCUCACCACCGUCAUAUUGGCUCUGACGCCUCUGUUCAUCGCCAGCGCGCUGCUGUCCUGGAAACUGGCCAAGAUGAUUGAGGCACGUGACCGCGAACAAAAGAGAAAGCAGAAGCGCCAGGAAAACAUAAACAAGGCCAAGAGGAAGAAAGAGUGAAGCUGCCGGAGGAACGGGGGUCGCGAUGGGGGGAUGAAGGAACCGAGCGAGCGAACUCGUCCCAGCCCUACUGUCAACACCGGGCCUCUAUGCCUCUUGUCCAAGAGGAAGGACGCUGGCCCCUUGGACUUGACAGUGGACAGUGCUGUCCCUGUGGGACUCUCCUCUGGUCAGCAGGAGCCCGGUGGUCCUCUGGUUCACUUUUUCUAUAGAGAUCUCUGGUUUGAUCUGUGCAGCAGCUAAAACGUUGCAUUCCAUAUUAACAUCCCUGGUCUCCUGAAUUAACCUGAUAAUAAUAAUAAUAAUGAUGAUGAUGAUGACAAUUAUGGGAAGAUGCCUUGUAUCAGUGACUUGCUAUCAAAACUCAAACUUUCUGAUGAAUAAAAUGUUCAUGAUUAAUAGAAUUAAAUGCCUUUAAUAAUUGAUUAUUUUGAUCCUGUACAUCACAGAUAUGAAUGAAGAUAUACUUUGAAAAAUAUUUCUAAAUAAAUCCAGGUGGAGAUAAAAUCGAGUGGAGCUUCCUGUAUGUGUUUGAUGACAAAGAUAAUUUUAUUUCCGACUUUUUAAGGUUCUUAUACUGGGAUUGCGUUAACUGCCCUGACCACUCUAACUUGAUUUUUUUUUUAAGGGAGAAUAUAAAAAGAAAACCGUUUUGUAUCAAAGGCUAAUGAAUGAAUUAACAGAUUAUCCCCAUUUCUGCAUCAAAAUAAAUAUCUUUAACCUUUAUCUGAAUAUCAAACUAAAAAGGUUUUUACUUAAAAGCUGUGUAAGGGUUUGACAGAAAACGAUGGUAAUUUUUAGCUUUGAUAUAUGAAUAAGGAAAGAGCAUACAUUUUGUGUUUAACUUGUGGAACGGCAAUUAACAGAAAAGAUUUUGAUCUCUGAUUUUUGAUCUGAUUGUGUUCUGCUGGUGACUCAGUACGGCUGUUUUUGGUAAUAAAGCCUGAGUGGCAAAUAUUUGUAUGACAACAGCUUUUGUGUCUAAAGUGUAAACGAGAAGACAUCUUGAAGAUUGAAUUUGAAAAAAUUUGAAAGUUAAAUGUACUUAAUUUUAACCCAUCAUAUCUUGAUACAAGCAAUUAUUAAAACAUUGAGGUUUUUAUAAA